Lachnellula hyalina is the source of this 1023-nucleotide messenger RNA. It is a transcript of the gene scs3, whose product is annotated as FIT family protein. The transcript has 2 exons. The coding region runs from base 1 to 1023 and encodes 340 amino acids. Gene Ontology annotation, biological process: phospholipid biosynthetic process; lipid droplet organization; lipid storage. Gene Ontology annotation, cellular component: endoplasmic reticulum membrane. The record is from RefSeq and is a predicted model, not a curated record. NCBI's taxonomy places the organism in Eukaryota, Fungi, Ascomycota, Leotiomycetes, Helotiales, Lachnaceae.
AUGGAUUCGGACUCCGCGACACCUCGACGUUCUCAGCGAAUCCAGAAAAUGGCUUCUCCAACUCCAAUUUCCCCCUCAACAGCCAACGGCAGCUCCUCCGAGAAAACCGUAAUGACUGCGCGGAGAACGCCCUACCUCCCCACCACCGUUGAGACAAUCCUCCUUUCAGUAUACCCAAUUAUUCUCUGCAUCGGCUCCCUCUUCGCCCUCCUUGAUCCCUCCACAAGAGCAUCGCCAUACAACGCAACUACACAAUCACAUCAGGCAGCAACAGCACCGUCAUAUUUUGCUAAGAAGAGCAAUGUCUUUAACACAUUUUUCGUAAAGCAGGGCUGGGCAUGGGUGACAUUCAGCUACUUCUUCUUCCUCUUUACGCACCCCUCAACCGGCCCAUCUCUCUCCCCAGCCAUAACACCGCGACGAUUGCGCGGAAUCUUCAGAUAUGGGAUAGUGACCGUCUGGUGGAUAUUCGUCACACAAUGGUUCUUCGGCCCCGCGAUCAUCGACCGCGGGUUCAGGCUCACAGGCGGACAAUGCGAGCUUGUGGAUCAAGCGGAGAAAGGAAACGUGGAUAUGGAUGAUGCGAGACAGCUUGUUACGGGGAUGGCGUGUAAGGCUGUGGGUGGGAAGUGGGGUGGGGGGCAUGAUAUUAGUGGGCACGUUUUCUUGUUGGUGCUGGGGAGUAUGUUUCUUUUUGAGGAGGUGCUGCAUGUUGUCUUGAAGUCUGCCAAGUCGAGUGAGAGGACGAUUUAUAUGGCUGAUGGAGCUGUGAAAAGUGCCGAUGUUGAGGCGCCCCGUGAUUCGACUGCGGAAACAGCUGGGCAGUGGACUUUGGGGGCGAAGGUUGUGUUGGGUGUUGCGGGUUUGAGUGUUUAUAUGCUUUUGAUGACAGCGGCAUAUUUCCAUACGUGGUUCGAAAAGUUUACUGGGCUGUUGGUUGCAUUCAGCGGUAUAUUCGUGGUUUAUUCCCUACCUCGAUUCGUACCAGCGCUAAGGGGCAUAAUCGGUAUGCCAGGAGUAUAG